Messenger RNA from Passer montanus (Eurasian tree sparrow), 1226 nucleotides. Its product is annotated as vegetative cell wall protein gp1-like. NCBI's taxonomy places the organism in Eukaryota, Metazoa, Chordata, Aves, Passeriformes, Passeridae. The record is from RefSeq and is a predicted model, not a curated record. The transcript is spliced from 2 exons. The coding region runs from base 86 to 1003 and encodes 305 amino acids.
GAGAGGAGAGGGGAGAGCGGAGAGGACAGAGAGGAAGGGAGAGGGUCUCACAGGGCAGCCUUGGGGAGCACACGCCGUGUGCCCCAUGAGCUCCAAACACCCCAUGAACCCAUCGUGUGUGCCCUGUGCACCCCAUACACCCUACACUUUCCAUACAUUCCCUACACUCCAUGUACCCUGUGCAUCCUGUGUGCCCUGUGCACCCCAUACCCACCAUAACUCCCGUACAGCCCAUGCGCCCCACUGCGCUCCAGGCACCCCACGUGCCCCAUGUCUGACCUGUGUCCUGUGCCCCACACACCCCAUACUCCCCACCCAGGCACCCCAGGCACCCCAUGUGCCCCAAUGUGCCCCAAUGUGCCGUGCAACCUGUGCACCCACGGACCCUGUAUGCCCCAUGUGCCUCACGCACCCCACGUACACCACACAACCCACAUGCCGAUGCACCCCAUGCACCCCACUUCCCCCCGUGAGCCCCAUGUACCUCAAACGUGCCCUACACCCCUGCACACAUCACACACCCCACACACCCCAAACAGCGAUGCCAGGGACUGCAUCACCACCACCCACGCCAUGCUGGCAGUCCCUGGUGGCUGGGUGCCCCAUUCCCAGUGCCAGUUCCCAGUGCAGGGUGCCCAUUCCCAGUGUCUGGUUCCCAGUGCAGGGUGCCCAUUCCCAGUGCCAGUUCCCAGUGCAGGGUGCCCCAUUCCCAGUGCCAGUUCCCAGUGCAGGGUGCCCAUUCCCAGUGCCAGGAUCCCAGUGCAGGGUGCCCAUUCCCAGUGUCUGGUUCCCAGUACAGGGUGCCCCAUUCCCAGUGCCAGGAUUCCAGUGGAGGGGGCAUGCAGGGCAGAUCCCCCAUCCCCUGGGACCAAGGCAGGUGGCUGUGGAAUGUUUUCACCCACAUUUCCACGCUGUGCCCUUAUUUUCAUCUGUGUGCCCACAUUGCCACUGCCCUCUCCUGGCUGAGCUCAGGAAUCUGGCACAGGUGUGGCAGAGUGUGUGAGUGUGCACCUGUGUGUGUGCACUGUGACCUGUGGUGUGCUCCACAGCCACAUGUGCUGUCCUGUGAACACACGUGUGCACUGCUGUGCCUUCACGUGCCCAGCUGUGCAGCCUGUGGGUUGCAGGUGUGUGCUGCUCAGCUCCGCUUCAAUCCUAUAAACUGUGCUCCCAAUGAAAAAAUGACACCUAUUUGGCCAUGUGUGCCCGUGUGUGUGCCCCCGUGG